AUGUCUUUGGCACGCGUCGGACUAGGGACACUGCCAAAGGGAAUACGACACAGAUGCGCAAGCACCACCCCACAUAGAGCCUUCGCAGGCCCGAGAGCCUACUCUGACUGCAAUUCUGCCACUAAAGUCGCGGCCGUGGAGAGCCAGGGGAGCGACACAAACGAGGGUUGGCUAUUUGUUGAUUCCGUCUUCCCCGUUCGUCUGGGCACUUGGGAUAUACGUCGAUAUAUAGGCUACUUUCGUCAAGAAGAACUUCUAGAACGCGUACAUUCCCUACUCUCAGAUGUCAAAACACACGACUUCCGUGUAGUCUCCCUAGACCCACAUGACAAGGACGGCGGCGUCUUCGUGCACUUCAGAUAUCGUGGCGGCGAACAAGACUCUGCAUUACAAGCAAUUAUCGAGAGCUUGCGUGGUAAUGUGCUUAAGGCUGGAGGUGUGCCUUCCUGGGCUGGAAUCUCGAGGGGUGACGUCUGGUUAGUGAAAGGCAGGCCAUGGCGCGAGGACAUGAACAGAUAUGCUUCGCCUAUAUUGAAGGUUGCCUUUGACGGUCCGGAUGUGCCCGAAGAGACCCUCUACAAUAUUCUUCGCCCUUAUGGCCGCAUACAAGACCUAACACAGCCCUCUCCGUCUUCCAUUUCCGGAGGACUUCGAUUUUCCACUGUGACCUUCAUGCGCGUUCGUUCAGCAACAGUAGCUCGCAACGCCAUUCAUGGCGCACAUAUUUCUCCUACUGGCACGACACUGCGGACGAUGUACGAGGCACCAGUACAAGCACACGUCUUCAGAGACUAUAUCGCUAGUCAUCCCCGUAUCUUUCUACCCGUAUUGUUCUUCCUGCUUGGUACCCUUACCUACACGAUCUUUGAUCCAGUCCGUGUUUUUAUGGUCGAAGGCAAGCUUGAGGGUUGGUUCAACAUCCGCGAGUUCCAGCUUUAUAAAUGGCUCCGUCACACUGCACUCGACAAAUUAUAUCUAACAUCAAACUCGGAAGAUGGUGAGCCUACGAUCACACCUGCUGAAGAUGUCUGGAGAGAACGUCGGGAGGCGGAGAGCGCGCUAGAACGAUACCUCACCGAUCUUCCUACUACAAUAACUUUCCUCCAUGGCCCACAGGGCAGUGGAAAAUCCCGCAUGAUUGCGGCAGCACUGAAAGACACGGGCCGGAAGUCACUAGUUAUUGACGUUGCCGAGAUUUCCAAGGCAAGUUCUGACAUGACACUUGUAUCAAAGCUUGCGCAAGAAACCGGAUACUGGCCUGUGUUCUCUGUAUUCAAUUCGCUCAACAACCUCAUUGAUCUCGCGAGCGUUGGGUUGAUCGGCCAGAAAGCUGGCCUAAGUUCCUCACUCACUGACCAGCUUAAACAAGUGCUGGAAGUCGUUGGCACAGGUCUCGCACGAGUGAACACCACACAUCACAAGCGGCACGAGCGCUCUUUAAAGCAAGCACAGCUGGAUGAGCUCAAACGCAAGGAGGAUGCUCGACGGCGACAAUUGAUCCGCGAGGGACGAUGGCAUGACGGGCGGUUGGAUUGCGUGGCGGGAAACGGCGUCAUGAGCGAACUUGGCAUCGGCGACGAAAGAUUCGACGAUAUAGAUGUUAUUGAGGUUAGUGCUUUGAGCGCUGAUGGCGGGGAAAGGUCCGAAAAAAAUGACGUCGGAAAGAAAGUGGACGAGAAGCUCCCCGGUGCGGAGGACAUGCAAACCAUAGAGGCAAUGCCAAUAGUUAUCAUCAAGGGGUUCGAGUCGAAGGGGGGAGGCGCAAAGAGGCAGGAGAUGCUGGAUGUACUUGCUAAUUGGGCUGCAACUCUGGCGCAGAAUAAGGUUGCGCAUGUUGUGGUUGUGAGCGAUAACCGCGAGAACGCGAAGAGAUUGGCUCAAGCACUUCCGUCGCAGCCACUCAAUCUUAUCUCUCUCUCCGACGCAGACAGAUCAAGUGCACUAUCCUUUGUGAAACAAAAACUUCGCGAUGCCGGUGUAGACAUCAACUUCAAUGCGCAGCAAAGAUCUCACGUUGAACGUCUCGGCGGCAGGGCGAGCGAUCUCGAAACUCUAGUUCACAAAGUCAGAAGUGGUCAGGGCGUCGAGGAUGCCGUUGAGGACAUCAUAACUCGCGGAGUCAGCGAGAUUCGCAAGAAUGCGUUCGGCGAUGAUCUAGAGGAUGCAAAGAGUUUACUCUGGACUCGAGAGCAGGCUUGGAUACUGAUGAAAAAGUUGUCGAAGCAGCCGGAGAUCUCCUACUACGACGCACUCUUGGAUUUCCCCUUUAAGAAUGACGAGACUGCUCUACGGCACAUGGAGCACGCGGAGCUUAUUGCAAUUGGCACUGAAAACGGACGGCCUUCGACAAUCAAACCUGGAAAACCAGUGUAUAAGUUUGUCUUUGAGCGGUUGGUUCAAGAUGCUGUUUUCCGAGCCAUCCAGGAUAUAGCAUUUAAUGAGAAAAUAAUUGCUGCCUCCGAAAGCACUGUCAAAUCUUGCGAGCAAGAGCUUCUCACCUUGAAAGAUGUCGACGCAGGGACCGCUGACUGGUGGGGCUCGCGAACGGCUGUCAGGGAGCGCAGUAACUACCUACUCAAGAAGAUGCGCCUAGCGGAAGAGAAAGUCGAGCUCUUGGAGAAGCAAAACGCAAAUUUGAAGAAGAUACUGUCAAAAUAA
This is a messenger RNA of Fibroporia radiculosa, 2658 nucleotides long. RefSeq lists its product as uncharacterized. Gene Ontology annotation, molecular function: nucleic acid binding. The record is from RefSeq and is a predicted model, not a curated record. NCBI's taxonomy places the organism in Eukaryota, Fungi, Basidiomycota, Agaricomycetes, Polyporales, Fibroporiaceae. The transcript is spliced from 16 exons. The coding region runs from base 1 to 2658 and encodes 885 amino acids. Gene Ontology annotation, cellular component: mitochondrial inner membrane.